Messenger RNA from Rhagoletis pomonella (apple maggot), 1583 nucleotides. RefSeq lists its product as uncharacterized. The record is from RefSeq and is a predicted model, not a curated record. The transcript has a single exon. Lineage: Eukaryota; Metazoa; Arthropoda; Insecta; Diptera; Tephritidae. Bases 708 to 1526 code for a protein of 272 amino acids.
UGGCCAAGAAUCAGGUAUGCACAAACGAAUGUAUGCAAAUAAUACAUACAUACAUAUGUACAUACAUAUGUAUGUUUGUAAAUAUGCACACGGAGCGAAAAAAUUCGAUGCUGUGGAGAAAGUUUUAAAUGUUGGAAACUAUAGACUAAGUAUUGCUGCACUGGAUUGAUGUGAAGCGUGAGUCGAAACCAAUUUUUUAAUCACUAAUAUCAUGCACUUGCAAUUCAAUAUUUUUGACCAAUUACAGCUGUAGUUUAAGUUGUUUCAUUAAGUGUUAACAAAAAUAAUAGUAAGUUUUUAUAUGGGAGUUUAGGAACUUUUUCAUCUAAAAUGACCUAUGCCUACUCUUCCCAUUUCUUUCCCAUUUUUCUGAGUGUCGCGAUUCCCGAAAUACUUCAUAGUACAACUGAGCUAAUUUGAUCAACCGAUAAAUUCGACAGGACAAAACAAGAUAAGCCGAAGCAAAAGAGUAUUAGGUAGAAAGAAGUGUCGUGGCGCAAAUGCACAGCGAAAACGCCCAAUACAUUAUUGUUGUCGAUGAGGAAACAGUCAAGGUGAUCAUUGCAUAAACGGUGCAAAUUAAAUAUUAACAGCAAAAAUAACAACAACAAAACAGUUACAUACAUUAAAAAAGUAUUCGAAUUCCUUUCGUAGGCCACUUUAAAUAUAAAUUAUAUGUAAACAUAUAAAAUUGAAUAAUUGUUAUUAUGUCUUGGAGAGUGCGUCGCUUUUUGAAACAAGUGCGUGAGAACAGAAGAGAAGGGUCAGAAAUUGAAAAGGAAGUAACAACAAAAAGGGUAUCAAUAAAUGACACACCUGAAUCAAAAUUUGAUAAUCAACUUAAGCCGCCGUUACCAACGACAGCAAAAAGUGUAACAAUAAAUGAGCCACCCGAAUCGAAAAAAGAUGAUACAUUUGAAAAGCUUAACGAGACGCAGACGUUUAGCGAAGAUGAAUCGCAUAACCUUUUAUCUGCAUCCUCUGCAAGCAAUGAAGAAAGCUUUAAUGAUUUGAGAACAAGUUUCCAAAAUCGUUCCAGCCCUUCAACUUCUACCAACGGGAAAUAUGUAAAUUGGGGCAGUAAGCAUACUGAGUUGGCAACACAGCCGUGGUGCUGCGUGGGUGAUUUAAUGUCUUUCUGCGACAAAUACGAGUACCGGACGCUUAGCCUUACCGAUACUCGUACUCACAAUAACAUUAUAGCUGAAGUCAAAGCUCUGUUGACUGUUGGUCAAGCUCCUUUUGAUUUUCGCAAACGAUUUCCGGGAAACAUCCAUAACCCCGAAAACCUGUGGGUCUGCAUAGGUCGUUGCGCUAGUGUGGAGUAUCAUUUGAAAAAAAUUCUGAGUGUGUUUCGUAAACCGCUUGUACAUCUGCCAGUGGAAAAGCAACGAACCGCAAGGCAAAAUUUCCAUUUGGCAAUAAAUGAAUUACGUUUGGAUAUAUCAGCGCGCAUCAGUGCGGUUCAACUCUACGAUCGAAAUGUAUUUGAACGAGAAUUUCAUUUACACUGGCAAGAUACGUAAAAAAAAUAAAAUAUUUUGAACAAUGCUUUAAUUUGACUAAAACUUUUUAAUAAAUGA